This is a messenger RNA of Aphanomyces invadans, 1193 nucleotides long. RefSeq lists its product as hypothetical. Lineage: Eukaryota; Oomycota; Saprolegniomycetes; Saprolegniales; Verrucalvaceae. The record is from RefSeq and is a predicted model, not a curated record. The transcript has 2 exons. Gene Ontology annotation, biological process: RNA processing. Gene Ontology annotation, cellular component: nucleus. Bases 17 to 880 code for a protein of 287 amino acids. Gene Ontology annotation, molecular function: mRNA binding.
CGUGAAUUGGGAUCACAUGAGCGCCAAGAAGAAGGUGCAAAAGCAAAUGGAGUUCUACUUGAGCCCGUCGAACCUGCGGCAGGACAAGUUUCUCCAGCAGAAAAUGCAGCUACACGACGACGGCUUCAUCGAGAUCGACGUCUUUCUCUCGUUCAACCGCAUCAAGUCCCUUGGUGCAACGACACGCAUGCUCACUGAAGCAAUCCAGAAGUCCUCGAUGUUGAUCCUCAACGACGCAAAGACCCACGUCCGACCAAGGGAACUUCCCGCUGCGGGGGAAGAUGACAGUCUUGUUCGGACCAUCUACAUAGAGAACUUUCCAUGCGGAUCUGACCACGAUAGUCUCAGACGUAUGUUUGCACCCUUCGGAAAGGUCAACUUGGUCAGCAUGCCUCGAUUCCCUGGGUCUCAAAAGUUCAAAGGGUUUGCGUUUGUCGAGUUUGCGGCACCCGAAACAGUUGACGCAGUGUUGUCCGUACUGAAGCAACCACCUCGCGACGGCCAUCCCGACUUGGCUGGCAUAAAAGGCAUGACCAAGUCCAAGUGGCUUCAGUUACGAAAUAGCCUCAAGGAACGAAUGCACCAUAACUCGGCCCAAACUACGUCAGGAACAUUGAGACAAGCGGUGGAAGCGGCGGCCAAGGCACCUGGGGCCAAUGUCGACUUCUUCACGCGUGGGCUAUUGAUUCAACUGUCCAACAUCCCGGCGGACACAUCUCGGAAAGAGAUCAAAGGCGCGUUGGAAGCCGUGGCUCCCGUGGCAUUCCUGGAUGAUGCCAAGCUCAAAUUUGGUGGCGACAUUGCGUUCGCACGCUUCCUGUCGACGUCACACGCCCAACGAGGUGCACCACACAACGUUUUCCUUGAAAGCAUUUGCUAACGCUAACGAAUUUCAGUGCUUGACACAUUCAAGCGAGCUCCUUUGACUCUCAAGGGGAACGACAUUGUGAUCGAUCUCGUGACUGGAGAGAGCGAGGUCGCGUACUGGACGGCGCUUGUCAACCAUGCCGCGAAAGCGACCGAGGCAUCUUGUACGCCCGCCCAGACCAAGCUACCCAAGACACCACCGACGACAACCCAUGUGCUCUUCGACGACUCCGACGAGGCGGCUCCGAAGCGACAGAAACUUGUGCAUUAAGAUUGAUUUAUAUGCGAAAGCAUGCCGUGUCAAUGUGCUCGACGUUAUAUGUGUC